CUUCUCAUAUCACCACAUCAGCUUCCUGCUAUAUCCCCUCCACUUUUCUCUGGACUGGAUAUCUUCUCUCUUUCUCCACUUAACAAUGGCGACGCUUCAAUCUCUUGCGCUUUACUCUCCCAUCUCUUACGCUUCCCCAAAGACUCGCUCUGUUUCAGGCAAGGCUGGUUGGUCUGUUCAAGGAAGUGCAAUGUCCACAUUCAGCGGGAAAUCAUUAAGUUUGUGUGGAUCGAUUUGGGCUAGUCGAAGAAAAAGACAAGGUUUUGGUUCUUACAGACUUAGAAUAAUGAUGGUGAAAACCAAGAUUCAAUUCAUUCAAGGAACAGACGAGCUGACAAUUCCAGAUGUGAGGCUUACUAAAUCAAGAGAUGGUACAAAUGGAAUGGCCAUAUUUAGAUUUGAUCAGCCUUCUGUUUUUGAUUCUUCGGGUGGUCGUGAAGUGGGUGACAUUACUGGCUUCUACAUGAUCGACGAAGAAGGUGUUCUUCAGUCAGUUGAUGUCAGUGCUAAAUUUGUCAAUGGGAAGCCUUCUGUAAUUGAAGCCAAGUAUAUUAUGCGAACUCCUAGAGACUGGGAUAGAUUCAUGAGAUUCAUGGAGAGAUACUCUAAUGAUAACGGUCUUCAGUUCGUCAAAAGUUGAAGAAUCUAAGUAUAUUCACCUUUCUAAUAACUACACUUUUUUAAUUCAUCGGCCAUAUUAUUGGAUAUGAGCAGCAUCUUGUACAAGUUUGAGUGUAUUUUCCUAAAGAAUUUUGGUUUGGUCAAGAUUAAGGAUAAAUUUGACAUUAAACCAUAUUUCAAUCUUUCAUUUUACCUCUUACCCUUACAAACUA
Messenger RNA from Impatiens glandulifera, 833 nucleotides. Its product is annotated as photosystem II reaction center Psb28 protein-like. The transcript is spliced from 2 exons. Gene Ontology annotation, biological process: photosynthesis. NCBI's taxonomy places the organism in Eukaryota, Viridiplantae, Streptophyta, Magnoliopsida, Ericales, Balsaminaceae. Gene Ontology annotation, cellular component: chloroplast thylakoid membrane; photosystem II; photosystem II oxygen evolving complex. The record is from RefSeq and is a predicted model, not a curated record. The coding region runs from base 86 to 640 and encodes 184 amino acids.